Messenger RNA from Rosa chinensis, 1105 nucleotides. RefSeq names its product universal stress protein PHOS32. Bases 123 to 842 code for a protein of 239 amino acids. The record is from RefSeq and is a predicted model, not a curated record. Lineage: Eukaryota; Viridiplantae; Streptophyta; Magnoliopsida; Rosales; Rosaceae. The transcript has 2 exons.
GAACAUUCCACCUGCACAGUGAUCCUGUGUGACGUGUGCUUCUUCUUCUUCUGUUAUCACUACUCGGUCUCACCCAGAAGCCAAAACCUCUGCUUCCCUCUCUCUCUCUCUCAAUCAAACCCAUGGCUUCUCCGAAGAAGAGCCCAUCAUCAUCAUCUUCAGAACCAGAGCGUCAGCACUCCGGCUCGGCGAUCGUAGUCCAACCCUCCUCCCCUCGCUUCCCUCCCAGCGGCACCCCCACCUCUGGCGCCCAGCGCCGCCUCGGGAUCGCCGUCGAUCUCAGCGACGAGAGCGCCUUCGCCGUCAAGUGGGCCGUCCAAAACUACCUCCGCCCCGGCGACGCCGUCGUCCUCCUUCACGUCCGCCCCACCAGCGUCCUCUACGGCGCCGACUGGGGCGCCACCGACGUCUCCAUCCCCAACGACGAGGCCUCCCAGCGGAAACUCGAGUCCGAUUUCGACAACUUCACCCUCACCAAAGCCACCGACGUCUCCAAGCCUCUCGAGGAGGCUCGGAUCCCCUACAAGAUCCACAUAGUGAAGGACCACGAUAUGAAGGAGCGUCUCUGCUUGGAGGUCGAGCGGCUCGGCCUGGUCGCCGUCAUUAUGGGCAGCCGGGGGUUCGGAGCCACCAAGCGGAGCUCCAACGCCAGGCUCGGUAGUGUUAGUGACUACUGUGUGCACCACUGCGUCUGUCCGGUCAUCGUCGUUAGGUUUUCCGAUGACAAGGACGGAGAUGGAGACGGAGUCGACGUCGUAAAACCCGCGAGGUUUGACUCUCUUCACGAGGAAGAGCCGGAGUUCCACGACGCUUUGGAUAAAGAUACGGAUAAGGUGCGUUGAAAAGAUAGAGAUGGUGAAGUGCAUUCAGAUGUUUAUCAAGUACUCCUGGUUCGUGUGUAAUCAUGUCGUCAUGUUGUAUGGAAAAGUUUGGCAGGGACUGAGUCUACUGAUCUUUGUUUAAACCCACUUUUUCACGGCGUUGCCAUAUGUUUAUGAAGCUCGGGGAUGUUGAUGAAUAAUGGAUGAUUUCAAUUUCAAUAUUUUUCCUUUUUACCUUUCUGAAUAUAUAAAAAAUGCAUAUGAAGUAGAUGAUUAUGAACUCA